AUGUCGCUGCUCGUCAUGUCUGCUACUCCCACUUCGACAAUGGACAGAUUGUCGCCAGGAUGGAUCAGUCGGUCCUUCUCACGGCGGAGGAAGUCGCCAGAUUCGAGACCAACAACAUCAAGCAGCCAGCCCUCGCCGCAGGCAUCGCGCAGAUCUAGCAACAGCAACAGUUCAAGACGGUCCAGCAAAUCUGGGAGCCGGGCAAUCCGAGGGAUGGUGAACAGGAUUCGCUCAGCAUCCAACGCCAGCAUACCCAAAGAUCAGAACCAAGAGCUGGAUUUCAAAGAGGUCGACGACUGGUUUACUGGAUUCCAGGGAUACAACCAGCUCGUGACAAAGAAGGUUUCGCCUGAACAGUCUCACACAUCUCCAGAAUUCGUCAAGGCCUCGAAACAGUUGACAAAAAACUGCGGUGGCAACUUCAUCCAUGGCCUCCCAGAAGCCCUGUUUGACUACUCUCUUCUCUGGUGUCCAGCCGAUGCAUCCACAGACAGAGAUGAUAACGAGCCUUCCUGGAGCUGGACCUCUCAUGCCGGUCCUGUAAACUUCCCUUUCGACCCCACCAGCUGCCCAGACACAUACACCACGCCCCGCAGCACAGGCGAGACCUUUGUUUCGGAAGUUCAAAACUUCCACAUCGGGCCCACAUCCACACCCUACACCGUCCGGCGCGACAAGCACAGCGCCAUGCGCAUCCGCUACCCGCCUUACUUCCACGCCCCUCGGGGCACCGACCCGACACUCGAGAGCACCACACUCCGCUUCCACGCGCAAACCAUUCCCGCUGACGGCUUCACAGCCUCGCAGCUGCACUACCAGGGCUCUGAAAUCCCCUGUUCCCAACUCCUCUCUCCCUCAAAGCAACACUGCGGCGUCCUCAUGUCCCACGAAUCUACCAUCUCAGCACCCCACUACCACGGACCCUACGAGUUCGUCCUCCUGAGCCGCAACAAGCGCAUCGAGCCCGCAGAGCACACUCGCAGGCCCCAACAGACCACCAUGCACCCCCCGGGCACCCCCAUCUGGGAAGGAGAGCGGUUCGUGUGGGACGAGGAGGUGGUCGAUUUCGACGACGAAGUCUUCCAGCCCACCGAGUGGUGCGUGCUCAACGUCAUGCUGAUCCGCUGGGACGAGGCGCGCGGGCUCGCCGAGCGCGUCGCUGUCGGCCGCAUGCACGAGGAUGCGUGGAACGCGCUGGGACCGCUGAGGAAGGAGAUUGCGCUGCGUUGA
Ascochyta rabiei is the source of this 1230-nucleotide messenger RNA. RefSeq lists its product as uncharacterized. Lineage: Eukaryota; Fungi; Ascomycota; Dothideomycetes; Pleosporales; Didymellaceae. The transcript has a single exon. The coding region runs from base 1 to 1230 and encodes 409 amino acids. The record is from RefSeq and is a predicted model, not a curated record.